Messenger RNA from Rhinopithecus roxellana (golden snub-nosed monkey), 1117 nucleotides. RefSeq names its product breakpoint cluster region protein-like. Gene Ontology annotation, cellular component: membrane. Lineage: Eukaryota; Metazoa; Chordata; Mammalia; Primates; Cercopithecidae. The record is from RefSeq and is a predicted model, not a curated record. Bases 447 to 974 code for a protein of 175 amino acids. The transcript is spliced from 4 exons. Gene Ontology annotation, molecular function: GTPase activator activity. Gene Ontology annotation, biological process: signal transduction; positive regulation of GTPase activity.
AGGUUGGGGUGGCUCAGUAAGACCCACCCUCAGUCCACGGGAUUCUCUUUCUCUUGCUGGCGCCAUAGUCUGGGCUGACAUCUCCGCUGUAGGCUAUGGUGUCCUGGCCUCACUUCUGAGCUGGCCUGGCCAUGCAGAGCUCUGAGGGGAAUUCUGUGUGCAUUUUCCGGGGUAUCUGAUGUCAUGCCCAUGUGGUCAUUCCUUAUCUUGCCUGGAGGUGGCCAGAGAGUCAAAUAGCAACUGAAGGAUUAUCCUGGGACCUCAGGUCCUCUCUCUGUUGGCACCUGGCUCAGGAAUAGUGUGGGUAUUUAAGGACUGCAGGAAAGUGCUGUCCUUAAAUGUUUUGUGGCAGAGUCUAGAUGUGAGGUGAAGUUGUAGCUUCCCUUCUGGAGGACACUUUUGAAUGCGAUGCAGUGACCCUGCCACCCCACUCUACAGGUGACAUUAUGCGGCAGCCACAUGUGCAGGGACCUGCCGUUGCUUCUGAGUGGUGGUUCACAGGAGAAACUUCACCCGUGGCAUGUGCGCAUGGAGUGUUGCGAGAUCCAGCAGAUGCUAUUGAAGUAAAGCUCUCGGUCAAGUUCAACAACAGGGAGUUCAGCUUGAAGAGGAUGCCGUCCCAAAAACAGACAGGGGUCUUCGGAGUCAAGGUUGCUGUGGUCACCAAGAGAGAGAGGUCCCAAGGUGCCCUACAUCGUACGCCAGUGUGUGGAGAAGAUCGAGCGCCAAGGCACGGAGGAGAUAACAAGGACGUGUCGGUGAUGAUGAGCGAGAUGGACGUGAACGCCAUCGCAGGCACGCUGAAGCUGUACUUCCGUGAGCUGCCCGAGCCCCUCUGCACUGAUGAGUUCUACCCCAACUUCGCCGAGGGCAUCGGUGAGCACUGGAGCAGCGGCCAUAACUCCACGGAGUGGGGCAGUCUGGUUGGGGCAGGGACCGCUGUUGCUUUGGCAGAGAGAGAUGAUGCCCACUGAGAAGAGGCUGUUCUGACUCUGCAGGUGGGACAGGGACAGAUGGCUGCCAGGGUGACCUGGCUGGUAUUCCUUUGCUGUGCUGAGCCCUGAGACAGGGAGGACUCCCACCACAUGCAGCCUGGGACUGGGUUCUUACCUGUGGC